Molecule: messenger RNA, 252 nt
Organism: Triticum turgidum subsp. durum (durum wheat)
Lineage: Eukaryota; Viridiplantae; Streptophyta; Magnoliopsida; Poales; Poaceae
Source: the annotation of a GenBank genome assembly
AUGGUGAUGCCCACGGACCCGAUGCUAUGGCACAAGGUGGCCGCCGUCUCCGGGGUCGCUGCUCUUGGACUGGGCACCUAUGGAGCGCACAUGUUCCGCCCCCAGAACCCUAGAUACAAAGAGAUUUGGCAGACCGCGUCCCUGUACCAUCUCGUCCACACCGCGGCGCUGCUCGGGGCUCCCAUGACCAAGCGCCCCAACAUCGUCAGCAUUAACACCCGCAUCCUGCUUUUGCUUCUUUUUUUAAUCUAG